AUGGAAGCCACACCACUCGCGUCCCUAUCAUUGACGCACGUACACUACAACCCUCACGAUCCCAUAUCUUACCUAUGCGCCUGGCUCGCGCUCGCUCCUCAAUCCCUCUGCGUCAUCUACGUAACCCUGAUAUGGUCAACGCGCGAAGUGGAGAUCCUCCUCAUGUUCAUGGGACAAAUGGGCUGCGAGGCGCUCAAUUUCCUGCUCAAGAGGUUGAUUAAGGAGGAGAGGCCGAAACAAAUGUACGGCAAAGGCUACGGCAUGCCCUCCUCGCACGCCCAAUUCGUCGCUUAUUUCUCCAUCUCCCUCUCCCUUUUCCUCCUGAUUCGGCAUAACCCGCCAACGCCUCCCCAAUCAUCUCCGUCCAGCCAACCCUUACCCUACAGCCACCGGCCGCUGAAUCUGCUUCAGCGCUCCUUCCUCUCCGUCCUGACCAUGGCGCUCGCUGCAUCCGUCGCGCUCAGUCGCAUUUAUCUCAAUUAUCAUACUCCAACGCAAGUCUCUGUAGGAUGUGUAGCGGGUGGUGCUUGUGCGAUAGCUUGGUUUGGAGCUACGGAGUGGGCGAGGCGGGAAGGGUGGGUAGAUGUGGGGUUGGAUAGCUGGGCAGGAAGGAUGGGGAGGUGGAGAGAUUUGGUUGUCGAGGAGGAUUUGGCUGAGAGUGGGUGGAAUGUUUGGGAGGAGAGGAGGAAGAGGCGGAGAGAGCAGAGACAAGUGAACGAGGUGGGAAGGAAGAAGAGGCGAUAG
Molecule: messenger RNA, 744 nt
Organism: Letharia columbiana
Lineage: Eukaryota; Fungi; Ascomycota; Lecanoromycetes; Lecanorales; Parmeliaceae
Exons: 3
Coding region: 1-744 (247 amino acids)
Biological process (GO): protein N-linked glycosylation; lipid biosynthetic process
Cellular component (GO): intracellular membrane-bounded organelle; endoplasmic reticulum membrane
Molecular function (GO): dolichyldiphosphatase activity
Source: RefSeq, a predicted model, not a curated record